Molecule: messenger RNA, 304 nt
Organism: Aspergillus pseudotamarii
Lineage: Eukaryota; Fungi; Ascomycota; Eurotiomycetes; Eurotiales; Aspergillaceae
Exons: 1
Coding region: 25-210 (61 amino acids)
Source: RefSeq, a predicted model, not a curated record
GAAAAUAAGCAUAAGGGCACGAGGAUGAUCCUUAAAAGAGUAUUCAUAACAAUGGUUAUAUUCGCUUACUUCCAGUAUAGCUGGGUGUAUUAUUUGUGGAUGGGCCACCAAGCCCACUAUCAUUGUCCAAACACAUCGUUUUGCUCUCUUUUUCUGCAUUUAUAUUUCCUUACAACUAACUGGAUAAUGCACGAUUGGUACAAAGACUAGGUACGUUACGCAGAUAAAAAUGUAAUUCGAAAACUUUACAGUUUGUACAACUUUUUUGCCGAGCGAGGAUACACCUAAAAUUGUUUAGUAUACA